CAUGCCGCGCGCUGUUUCUCCCGGAAGAUGCAACGAGAUUCGCGACCUGUAAAUCUGUGCGGUUUCGUGGGUUUCAGUAUAUGGUCGUUGGGUUUCAGUGCAUUCGCACGAGAGGUCGUCCUUCGCUUCGGUGUAACCAUAGACCACGUCUGAUUUUCAAACGGUACGAACGUGCCGCGUUUCUGCUGUUAGCAACUCAUUGCACAUAUCGUACAUAUACUAUUUAAUUCUCAAAUAAAUUUAAAUUUCUACUCUCGAUGUAGAAAACAAAUUGUGAUAUUAUGCAGAUUUCUUAUACCGUAAAUGUACCGGUUCUUGAUCAUGUGCAUCAUAACUUUUCCAGCUUUCAUACUUUUCGUUCUGGCAGAAGGUGCAGGAGUCCCAGGGCUCAGGCACUCGGCGGUGAGACUGCUCAGCGCUCAGCAGUACCAGCAGGAGCACCACCUGCCCGUCAUCGGGCGCAGCGCUCAGCCGGGCCUCAGCUGGCGAGGCACUGUCCGCCCUCCCUUCAGCUGGGACUACCCGCCAGCAGAAACCAGAAAUCCUGAGGAAAUCAGUCUCUCUUCAAUACCCGUGAAAGAAUCCUCCUACUUCGCGAACCGCCAAGGAAAUGACCAGCCAGAAAACCUAGUCCUGUUUCGCCACAAAGAUUUAAACAUCAACAACCCUCAACCACUCCAGUAUAAAUCUAACACCAGUGAAGCUCGAGGAAGUGAGGUUAUCCGAAGAAAAUCCAAAAAGAAGAAAGUUAAGAAGCCCAAGAUCAAGAACUGGCGAAAUGGAAUCAAACUUGCCAGCAACUGUACUGAAACAGCAAAAGACCAAGCACACACUAAGCUAUGCGAAGCUCAAAGGCGGCAGAUCAAUAAACAGAGGUCCCAGAGACGAAAAAAGAAAAGACACAUGAAAGAAAGGAGAAAAGAAAGACAAAGGAAAAAGCAGAAAGAGAAGGAAAAAUCUGAAAAGUUACCAGACAUGAAAUUACCUAGUGAGAAUAUUAGUGAGAAAUCCUUUAGUUCAGAGCCUUCUGACAACAGAUUUGUUUUGAAUAGCACGUCUAACGGCUCGGGGGGAAUCGCCGAGAAAACCCCUGGAAAUGAACCAUCGAAAAAUAAUUCGAUGUUGGAAAGAAGCAUCGAAAAGUCAUCCACGGUCUCUGGAGCGACAAUGGGCAACGAAUUACUCGAUCCCUCUGCACCGAGAGACGCAGUGAUGAACUUUAACGUCAGCACCUCGGACAGGCAGCACCACGAAACGACCAGCGACCAGAAGAACACUACCUUCGAGGACGCGGGCAGUGACCCGAAAAGGACACUCGGCAUCGUCCCCCGCUGGAGCAGUGCUUCGACAACAGACAGCCCUGAGAUUGGUCCCAGAGCGGACGCUGGUAGGCCCGAAGCCGGAGGUCUCAGCUCGACCGAACCAACCACAGACGGGAGGGGUCUCGCCUCCGGGGUUCCGACGACUUCCUCGCCGCUUGCCGCGGGCGGGAGCAACACGUCGGGCGAUGCCUUCUCCCGGCACAACAGGGUCGACGUCAGCGGACCGCUCCUGGGGUCCGAGAAGGGAGACUUGUCCUGCAUCACCGGCCGGUUCCUGCCGGCGCCCGCCGUCAACCACGCCGACGUCAAGUACAUCAGGAGCGGGGAAGGCGCCGACGGAACGCUCGUGGCGCGCUACGAGUGCAGGCCGGGGUAUCGCCUGGAGCACGCUGCCGCCUACAGGCUGUGGUGCUCGCUGCGCGCCUGGCUCGGGGAAGCACCGCGGUGCGUGCCCUCGGACGAGGAGCUGGACGUGCUGGACGCCAGCAUGCACUGCGCCGAGUGCGACCACGUGUGCCAGCGGCCGGGGCAGUCGGUCCUGUGCUCCUGCUACAGGGGCUUCCAGGCGCAGAACACCACCUGUCACGAUAUAAACGAAUGCAGCGUAGAGAAUGGUGGUUGUGAACACGAAUGUGUCAACACCGCAGGUUCCUUCUUCUGCAAGUGUCCACAAGGAUUCAGAGUUAAUAUUGAUGGAAAAACCUGUCGAGACAUCAACGAGUGCCUGCUGAGGAACGGGCACGGGCCGUGCCAGGACACGUGCUCCAACCUGCACGGUGGCUACUCGUGCAGCUGCGACGGCAUCCCGGGCACGCGGCUGUCGUCGGACAACCACACCUGCGAGGACGUGGACGAGUGCGCCGCCGGCACAGCGGGCUGCUCCCACACCUGUCUCAACACCCUGGGCCGGGUGUUCUGCCUGUGUCCUGCCGGCUACGAGCUGGGCUCCGACUGGAAGACCUGCCAAGAUGUGGACGAGUGCCGGGACCCGCAGCUGCAGGAAGGAGAGGUGUGUGGCGCGGAGUGCGUCAACACGGUGGGCUCCUACCACUGCCGCAGCCCGGGGGACCAGCCGGUCCAAGAGUGCAGCGGUCCGGGGAACUGCGGCUCGGACGUCUCAGGAGCGCUGCUGACGCCCGCCACGUGUCCCCCGGGGCUGGCUCCCGGCGCGGACCUGCUCUGCAAGGACGUGGACGAGUGCAGCGAGGCGAACGGCGGCUGCUCGCACCGCUGCGUCAACACCCGCGGCGGCUUCCACUGCCGCUGCAAGGCGGGCUUCGCGCUCGACGCGGACGGCCGCUCCUGCAUCGAGGCGGCGGCGGCGGAGGUCUGCCCGCCACUGGACACGCCCCCGCACGGCUACCUGCAGUGCGAGAGGCAGCCAAUCAGGGCCCGGCGCCGCGUCAGGGUGGUCAACCACGCGGGCACCGUGUGUCGCCUGCACUGCCCGCUGGGCUCCCGUCUGCGCGGCUCCUACCGCCGCACCUGCAGCACUGCCGGCGUCUGGACGGGCCCGCAGGACGGCGUCUGCCUGCAAAGUCAUUACACGGAGAACAACGACCUGUCACCGUGGCUGCCUCUAAAGCGAAGUGUAAGUGGCUGGCAGGUUUACCAAUACCCCCGGCACUAUGGCAACUACAUCAGGGUGACAUUUGGGUUCAUGGUGCCCGCCAUCAAGUGCCCCGAGAACAUAACCGCGCAGCUGCCGCCCGGCCGGAGGACGGUGCACGUGGUGUUCGAGCGACCAAUCACGAGCGUCGACUGGUUCAGACACGUGAUCGCGGAGCCCAUGUGGGGCAAGCGGCUGGAAGGCGACCUGCCCGCGGGGUCGUGGGUCGUGACCUUCACCGCCAGACACCCCGUGUCGCACCUCGCCGCCUCCUGCGCCCUGGGCGUGACGGUGUCCGGGUGGCGUCGCCGCUCCGAGGACCCCGCCCCGCGCCGCUAGGGACCCCCCUCCUCGUCCUGGGUCCGAGCGAGCCCCGCCGAAGGUCUGGACGGCCAGCAGGUUGUGGCGGGAGCGCCUCAGGAAGCACCCCGAGGGAACCACCACCUGCGGAGCCACACGCAACCACACGCAACCACACGCAACCACACGCAACCACACUCGUCACCUCUGUCCCACUGCAGGCGGCAGUACCCCCGCUCUUCACACGAGUCGCGCAGUGUUCAGUGCCAUUGCACUGUGGGACUGUUUGCCAUGGGUAACAAUACAUAAAUGCAAAAUACGAAAUACAAAUUAAAACAUAAACCCAUAGAAAAAAAUAUGCCUAAAUCAGCUUAUCUCAAACAGAUGAAUCCAACGAUGAACCUGAACAAGUAUUAUGAACAGUACAACUACGGUAGCACAGACGAACACAAUCAAACUUGUGCUGUCUGAUAUCGAAGUUCGAAGUUGUUCGUCUGUGCUGUCUUUGUUGUGUUGUCCGUAACACCUGUUUUAGUUUCACCGUUGGAUUCAUCUGUUUGACUUCAGCUGAUUCAGCAUUUAUGGAUUUUUUUCCAAUGACAAACAGUGCCAAACUACAACUGCGCGCGUAUGUCCUAGAAAUUUUUGUUAAAUCAAGAAUAUCUACGAUUAUAAGGAGGAAUUAUUCCCGUCAUGCUUGAAACACGAUCAUUUUACGGAUUUAUAUCGCUCGAGGCUAGACUCAACUCGCCUGCAUACAAUUUAAGAACGCUCAUUGGUCGAAAACAAUGUCACACAUCCUUUGGCGAGUGACACGUGAUUGCGUCACGGUUUCGUCUGAUUUUUUUUUUUUUUUUGCUGGUCUAUAAUGGUCAAGGGAAGCAUAUACAUACGCACUUAAAGCUUACUUUGCUAAACAAUGAAUCCAAGAAAUAAUCGUGUCUCACGCAGUGGUUGAUAUUGUCAAUCAUUCAUCCAAAUCAUUCGUAUGACAUGGCAUGGCUCAGCACUACUGAUAAACAGCCUCCAUCAUGGAAACUAUGAGGAGGUUACCUCGCGUAGGCGACUGCAGAUUGCACUACGCCUACAUAUUUGACUCCCCAAAGGCUCUCUCGCCGUCAGCAAACUUCUGUGACAGAAGCUGGCCGAUUCAGUUGGUACCGACCUCAGAAAAUGGCGCCAACCAGGCAUAACACCCGACAACAGAGCGUCGUGUAGUCAAUCAGAGACUGGGCAUGCGUUCCGUAGUAAAUGAUUACACUUAAAAAUAAAUUAUUGCCAAACGAACAAAUUUAAUUCAAUGCUUUUGUGUAAGCUCAUCGUUCUGAAUCUCAGUGUUAGAAGCUGGAGUACUGCCACUGAAGUUGCUGUUUAUACAUGUAACACAAACCUUAUAAGUAAUUGAAAGACAUUCGUGGAAAUAAACGCAGUGAAACUACUUACUGGGAA
Bacillus rossius redtenbacheri is the source of this 4680-nucleotide messenger RNA. RefSeq lists its product as uncharacterized. NCBI's taxonomy places the organism in Eukaryota, Metazoa, Arthropoda, Insecta, Phasmatodea, Bacillidae. The transcript has 14 exons. The coding region runs from base 304 to 3270 and encodes 988 amino acids. The record is from RefSeq and is a predicted model, not a curated record. Gene Ontology annotation, molecular function: calcium ion binding.